Blepharisma stoltei is the source of this 396-nucleotide messenger RNA. NCBI's taxonomy places the organism in Eukaryota, Ciliophora, Heterotrichea, Heterotrichida, Blepharismidae. The record is from the annotation of a GenBank genome assembly.
AUGGAUAAUAAGGUAUUUUUCUUUCAAAACACAACAAUUUGUAAAAGCCAAAAAAAGCUAAAAAAAGUAAACAAGUCUCGAAAAAUAUCGAAAAAACGAAAAAGUUAUAAUCGUCAUGGGUGUUAUUGGCAAAGAAGAAAAGUUCGUUGGAGCUAUCAUCAUCAUAACGAAUAUGAGCCAGGUCUUUAUGAGAAAACUAUGAAUGAUAUUGAUAAAAUGAGAGAAAAAAACAGAUUUCUAGCUAAAAUCAUAGAAGAAAAGCACUAUAUUAAUAAAAACCACGAAAUUCCUAAUAAAACGUUUGAUUUUAAAAAAUACGCACACACAAAUUUUGAUCCUAUGAUUAUGGAGAGUUUACAAUAUAGUCUCUAUUUCUGUGAAACUUUAGACUUUUAA